Enterobius vermicularis (human pinworm) is the source of this 243-nucleotide messenger RNA. The record is from the annotation of a GenBank genome assembly. NCBI's taxonomy places the organism in Eukaryota, Metazoa, Nematoda, Chromadorea, Rhabditida, Oxyuridae.
AUGGCUCUUCGAAGUGCAAAGCUGUGUUCAUUAUGGAACAAGCAUUUUGUCCGCUGCAUCGGUUUCGGCGAAUUGGGUAGCGGCUCCGGAAAGCAACUUGAACAACUGGCUUUAUUGAGGAAGGAGAUAGAAAAGGAGGUAGAACAUCACGAGAAGCAAAAGAAAACCCACGAAGAUGCAGUAGCUAGGCAUAAGAGACGUAUCGCUGAAUUAGAAGAACAAGAGAAGAAAUGGAGAGAAUAA